Messenger RNA from Haliotis rubra (blacklip abalone), 852 nucleotides. RefSeq lists its product as uncharacterized. Bases 244 to 852 code for a protein of 202 amino acids. The record is from RefSeq and is a predicted model, not a curated record. The transcript has 6 exons. Lineage: Eukaryota; Metazoa; Mollusca; Gastropoda; Lepetellida; Haliotidae.
GUGCUGUAGCUAUUUUAAAAUGGAAAUUGUUUUCCUAUAUGCUGCUAGGUGCAACUACUCAUUUAAUUUUUGUGGAAAAUUAAUGUAUUGCCUGAAUGUUCCAUUUUGACAAUUGUCCAGAAAUGAAAACUAGUAGAGGCCUAUAUGAUUUGAAUUUAUGUUCACUGCAUUAAAAAGGACCCACUGCAAGAACUCCAAGUGAAUGUGCCUUCCCCUGAGGAACAAGAUGAACAGAUUCAGGAGAUGUUGUCAUCACCACUAUUGGACAACUUUCAUGACUACUUUGAAGUUUUCAGUGAUGAUCAUCAAGAUGCAAGCAUCACAGCGGAUGCAUGCACACAGACAGACAUUAACAUGGAUCAUAUGCUUGGGUACAGUGAUGCAGAGAUAAAAGACCCCAAAGUUCUGAAAAGGAACGAUUUCAUACGCACCAUAAAAAGUGACGAUGGCACCUGCAAAUUUUACACAGGUCUGACAACAUCUCUAUUUGCCAUCAUUCUGAAUCUGCUGAUGACGAAAGCCAAGAGACUGAACUACUGGCGUGGAUCUGACACUGCUGGCUUAACAGAGGAUCAUGGUCAAAAACCUGGGAGGAGAGGUCACCACUUGGAUUUCUUUUAUGUACCACGAACUUCAGUUCCUAGUAUCUUGGCCAACUCGGUAUCAAGUUCAAUAUCAGACAGGAAGAUUGUUCAGCAGUCUGGUUUCCUAGACAAACUUGAGUACGGAGAUGACAUCAUGGCUGACCGAGGAUUUUUAAUACGUGAUUUACUUACUAAAAGAAUGUGCACUCUCAACAUACCACCAUUUUCUAUGGCACUGUUCAACCUCGACAAGAAACUUGUGAAGUAA